AUGUGCGCCUUCCUUGGCCAAGCCCCGCAGUCUCCACCCUCCUCCGCCCCCUCCUCCCGGCGGCGGGGUCCCGGGGAGCGCCGGCGACGGGACGAAGCGAGUGUGGUCCGGGCACCGGAGUCCCCGCCUCUCCGGGCCCCCCUCGCACCCGGCCCGCCCCGGCCCGCUCCCGGGGCACUGCCUUACUCCGGGCCCGGGGCGCCCGCGCCGCGCCGCGUCCGCGAACCGGUGACCUGGUUUCCCCUCCAACCCUCGCGGCGGUCCUACUCGCGCGGCGGCGGCGGCCAAGAGCAAGCAAACCCGGCUCCGCCAGGGGCGCAGCGAGGAAAUGGCCUCCCAGACGCUCGCGCCGCCGCCGCCGCCGCCGCCGCCGCCGCCGCCGCCCAGGGGCCGCCAGGAUGGCACCCGACGCCCCCCGCCAGGCUCCGGGGAGGGGGGGGGGCGCUCAGAAGUGUCCGCCGCUGGGCGCUCGCGGACCCCUACCUCGCGGACCCCUACCCCGCAGCCCACGCGCGCACCGCCCCAGGCCGGCCGCCUCCGCACCUGCCUCCCCAGAGCUUUCCAGAUUUCCAGCCGGUGACGUGUGAUUUUAUUCCAGCUUCUUGCGAGCAUCCCACGGAAGAGGGCGAGGAGCCACCACUCUGGCUAGCAGCCUUAACAGCCACAACUGUCCAGAAAUUCGGGAACUGUUGCCUGCGCCUGGACGCACGGUGUUUCAGGGAAGUUCCUGGGCUCUGCUCCAAUGCUGCCCCGGGAUGUUUUGGUUGCUUUGGAGGAAAGCUGUGGAGUCUGCACCGUUUGUUCCAAAUAGGCGGCCCCCUGGUGGCUAACUGUGGGUGAAAAAUCAGGCCACUGAGGAAAAAGCUUGGCUUUGACAGGCCACUACAGUUGACAGCCGGGUCUGCGCAGGGGCUAUUGAGACAUGCGAACGACUUUGUAAUGGGGGGGUGGGGAAGGGUGGAGUGGGCGGGGCAUGAUGCGAGUCUUCCUUCACAAAGGUGAAUAAUAGGCCCCGAAGCCUAAUGGGACUUUGAAUUUUUUUUUUCCUCUUCCUGAGUGUAACUUGGAGCUAGAUUCCAUCUUAAGAAGGAAAACAUCACACGGAGAAUGAAGUAUAACAAACACUGUUGCUCCCCUUUGUUCAAAUGGCUUUGCUUUUCUGAUCUCAUUUUGCCUGGAAACUUUUGAAAUAAAAAGUAAAUUACAACAUUAAAUAAAUAACAUGGCAUUAUUCAAACAA
Herpailurus yagouaroundi (jaguarundi) is the source of this 1240-nucleotide messenger RNA. Its product is annotated as vegetative cell wall protein gp1-like. NCBI's taxonomy places the organism in Eukaryota, Metazoa, Chordata, Mammalia, Carnivora, Felidae. Bases 1 to 840 code for a protein of 279 amino acids. The record is from RefSeq and is a predicted model, not a curated record. The transcript is spliced from 4 exons.